This is a messenger RNA of Linum tenue, 1944 nucleotides long. The record is from the annotation of a GenBank genome assembly. NCBI's taxonomy places the organism in Eukaryota, Viridiplantae, Streptophyta, Magnoliopsida, Malpighiales, Linaceae.
AUGGCGGUGAUCAUAAACUCCAGCUGCGGCGGCGGCGGCGAGGACAGCGAGGUGCACAGAGUUUGUCUGCCCCCGAAGAGAACGACGAUGGAGAAGCUGAAGCAGAGAGUGGGAGAGAUCUUCUUCCCUGACGACCCGCUUCACAAGUUCAAGAACCAGACAUUACCCAAGAAGCUCCUUCUAGGACUCCAGUUCUUGGUUCCGGUGUUCGAGUGGGGGCCUCAGUACAACUUGAAGCUGUUGAGGUCCGACGUCGUCUCCGGUCUCACCAUUGCCAGCCUCGCCAUCCCACAGGGAAUCAGCUACGCAAAACUGGCGAAAUUGCCACCAAUCAUUGGCUUAUACUCGAGCUUCGUGCCGCCGAUGAUCUACGCGUUGCUGGGCAGCUCGAGGCACCUGGCAGUUGGGCCGGUGUCGAUAGCGUCGCUAGUGAUGGGCUCAAUGCUGACCCAAGAAGUCUCUGCAACAGAGGAUCCGACUCUGUACCUGAAACUUGCCUUCACGGCCACGUUCUUCGCGGGCCUGUUCCAGGCUUCACUGGGCCUGCUGAGGUUAGGGUUCGUGAUCGAUUUCCUGUCCAAGGCGACGCUGGUGGGGUUCACGGCGGGCGCCGCCGUGGUGGUGUCGCUUCAGCAGCUGAAAGGGCUGCUCGGAAUCGUCACGUUCACGACCAAGAUGGAGAUCGUCCCUGUGAUUUCCUCUGUUUUCCACAGCAGGGAUGAAUGGUCGGGGCCUACAAUUAUGAUGGGAGUACUCUUCCUGAUGAUUCUGUUGUCCACCAGACACAUCAGCAUGAAGAAUCCCAAGCUGUUCUGGGUGUCCGCAGCAGCACCGUUGACGUCUGUGAUCGCAGCCACACUUGCCAGUUUCAUGUUCAGCUCAAAGCUCCACGGCGUCAAAAUCAUUGGUCAUCUCCCAAAGGGACUGAACCCACCAUCCAUGGACAUGCUCCUCUUCAGCUCCUCCCACCUCGCCGUCGCCAUAAAAACCGGCAUCGUUACCGGAAUCCUGUCCCUGACGGAAGGAAUCGCAGUGGGGACCACAUUCGCCUCCCUAGCCAACUACCCGGUCGACGGCAACAAGGAAAUGAUGGCGAUCGGGGCAAUGAACAUGGUCGGAUCCUGCACCUCCUGCUACGUCACCACGGGCUCAUUCUCCCGCUCCGCCGUCAACUACAACGCCGGAGCCAAGACCGCCGUGUCCAACACCGUCAUGGCCGCCGCCGUCCUCGUCACGCUCCUCUUCCUCAUGCCCCUCUUCCACUACACCCCGGAGGUCAUCCUCGCCGCCAUCAUCAUCACCGCCGUCAUCGGCCUCGUCGACUACCGGGCCGCGGGACGGCUCUGGAAGGUCGACAAGCUGGACUUCGCCGCGUGCCUCUGCUCGUUCGUCGGCGUGGUGUUCGUGUCGGUGCCCGUGGGGCUGUCGGUGGCGGUCGGGGUGUCGAUGUUCAAGGUUUUGUUGCAUGUGACGCGGCCGAACGCGGUGGUGCUGGGGAAUCUUCCCGGGACGCAGAUUUAUCAGAGCGUGCAGAGGUACGGAGAGGCAGAGAGGGUGGCUUCGUUUCUGAUUGUGGCGGUUGAGUCGCCGAUCUACUUCGCCAAUUCCACUUAUCUCAAAGAAAGGAUAAUGAGGUGCAUAAGGGAGGAGGAGGAGUUGAUAGAGGCGAACAAGGAGACGGCGGGGCUGAAGUACGUGGUGGUGGACAUGACGGCGGUGAGCGCCAUCGACACGAGCGGGAUCGAGCUGCUGUGCGAGGUGAGGAAGACGCUGGAAGGGAGGUCGCUGCAGCUGGUGCUGGCGAACCCGGGCGGGACGGUGAUGGAGAAGCUGCAUCUGUCCAAGUCGCUGCAGUUGUUUGGGUCCAACGGGCUGUUCAUCUCCGUCGGAGAAGCCGUCGCUCACAUUUCAUCCCUCUCCAAGGCUCACCGUGAGGUCAUUUGA